UAGAAAAACAAAUGAGUAGAAGUUAAUUUCCAAAUUUCUUACAGGAAUUGAAAUUGUUGAGAGGCUAUCCACCAUGGGGAUUGCAGUGAACCUGGUGACAUACUUGAUCGGAACUAUGCAUCUUCCAAGCUCAACUUCAGCCAAUAUUGUCACUGAUUUUAUGGGCACAUCGUUUCUCCUGUGUUUGCUUGGAGGUUUUCUUGCUGAUUCCUUUCUGGGAAGAUAUAGGACAAUCGGAAUCUCUGCUGCAAUACAAACUCUGGGAACUGCCACAUUGGCAAUCUCAACAAAAUUGCCACAGCUACGUCCACCACCUUGCAAUGCUACAACGAGCGGGGACAAUUGCAAGCAAGCUAAUGGAUUUCAAAUGGGAUUUUUAUACAUGGCUUUGUACAUUGUUGCUCUAGGGACUGGUGGUCUGAAGUCUAGUGUUUCUGGGUUUGGAACUGACCAGUUUGAUGAGAAAGAUGAGAAGGAGAAGUAUCAGAUGGUCUAUUUCUUCAAUAGGUUCGUCUUCUUCAUUAGUUUUGGAACUCUGAUGGGUGUCACAGUGCUCGUGUAUAUAGAGGAUGAAGUGGGUCGAAGCUGGGCGUAUGGUAUAUGUUCUGCUUCUAUGUUGAUAGCCAUUUUGGUAUUCUUAUCUGGAACUAAAAGAUACAGAUAUAAGGAAAGCUUGGGAAGCCCAAUUAUCCAUAUUUUCCAAGUCAUUGUUUCUGCUAUAAGGAAAAGGAAACUCAAUCUGCCAUACAAUGCUGACUCGUUGUUUGAGAACACACCUGAGGCUUCAAGAAUUAAGCACACUGAUCAGUUCCGUUUCUUGGAGAAAGCAGCAAUUGUGGCAGAAGGUGAUCUUGAGAAGACCAUAUCUGGUUCUGCUCCAAACCCUUGGAAACUAUGCUCAUUGACAAGGGUAGAGGAAGUUAAGAUGAUGGUGAGGCUGCUACCAGUGUGGGCCACAACCAUCAUGUAUUGGACCACAUACGCACAGCUGAUCACCUUCUCAGUUGAGCAAGCCUCCACCAUGGACAGGUCCAUUGGGAAUUUCCAGAUUCCUGCAGGCUCUCUCACUGUCUUCUUUGUGUUGGCUGUACUAAUCUCUAUUGCUGUUUAUGAUCGUCUCAUCAUGCCCCUUUGGAAAAUGUGGAAAGGCAAACCGGGUUUCACCAACCUACAGAGGAUUGCGAUAGGGCUUGCACUUUCAACUUGUGGAAUGGCAGUCGCUGCAUUGUGCGAGAGAGAAAGACUGAAGGUGGCAAAAGGAGUGAAUCCAACCCCAGCAAGGCUCCCAAUAAGCGUUUUCCUGCUGAUUCCACAGUUCUUGUUGGUAGGUUCUGGUGAAGCCUUCGUAUACGUAGGCCAACUUGACUUCUUCCUGACACAAUCCCCAACAGGCAUGAAAUCCAUGAGCACUGGUCUCUUCCUUACCACCUUAUCUCUUGGCUUCUUCGUCAGUAGCUUCCUAGUUUCAAUUGUGAAGAAAGUUACUGGGACUAAAGAUGGAGAGGGAUGGCUAGCUGAUAACAUGAACAAUGGAAGGCUUGAUUUGUUCUAUGCCCUGUUAACCAUUCUAUGUUCAAUAAACUUUGCUGCAUUUCUGGUGUCUGCAAUGUGGUACAGGCCUAAGAAAUCUAAACCUGCUCAGCAAAUGGCGGUAAUAGACGAGUCAUUGGCAGAUAAGUUUUGAAGAGCUUUGACGGUUAAUUGUAGGUAGCCAGAUUAUUUUACGUAGUUUGGUUUGUUCUUCCUGGCAAAGUUGAGGACUCCACAUAUAUAUAACAAAAAUAAGCCAUGACUCUUCACCAAAAAGAUUCUGGGUUGAGCCACUAAAAGCUUUGAUACAAUAGAAAGUACUUCCUGUCCCAAUGGGAAAUUGUCCUGUUCUCGGAGAACUGUGAAUUGUCGUUUGCAAUUUUGAUGCAGCAGUGCAUGAAGAAACAGGAGAUUCAACCCGCAAUUUGAGAUGAUAUUUUGGAAGACUUGUUGGGGUGUUCAUGUUGGAGCUGGAAUUCCUUGUCCUGUGAAUUGGUAAGAUCAUUGUUGUCUUUUAUAUUCUUGUAUGUCAUGUU
Molecule: messenger RNA, 2066 nt
Organism: Neltuma alba
Lineage: Eukaryota; Viridiplantae; Streptophyta; Magnoliopsida; Fabales; Fabaceae
Product: protein NRT1/ PTR FAMILY 6.2-like
Exons: 4
Coding region: 74-1684 (536 amino acids)
Biological process (GO): transmembrane transport; oligopeptide transport
Cellular component (GO): membrane
Molecular function (GO): transmembrane transporter activity
Source: RefSeq, a predicted model, not a curated record